CCCAAGCAGAGAGAUUCAUGGAGGUCUUUCCUCUGGCACGAGGACAUGUCUCAUUAUGGAUCCAUCAGAGAACAUCCGCUUUUAGGCAUUUACAAGAAGUGUUACUUUGAUGAUUUCCACCAGAACUAAGGAUGGUUUCACCUCAUACAUUUAAUCAAACAGAGGUUGACAACACCUUCUACUACUUCAUGGUAUUGACAGAAAGAUAUUGGCGUGCAAGACAUUUCGCGGUGAAGAAACCAAAGUUCACCAAUACCCUUCUUGUAUGUUUUAAGUAAAAGGAACUGUUUCUCUUACGUAAGCAUGAUUGGUAAUGGGACAAGGUGUUCGUAUAGAAAACAUUUCCGAAAACAUUGGAAAACUGUCUUCUUCAUCUUGUUCAUAUGUUGUGGUUUAUAUGCCUACUUGUACGAAAGAAUUAAUACCACGAAGAAAAAUGCUUUCCGGAAGUCAAACGGCACUGAGAGGGACAACUACAAUGGACAACUACAAAAACCUGAGCCGGGUGGUCCUGGAUUUAUUAAUGAUGAUAACGUAAGUUCAGUCAGAGGAAAUAUUGGUAUUUCGACAAGUGUGGUCAAAAGUACAGACCCGGUGGGUAAAGAACUGAAGGCCAGGUUCAACAUGGGUCAUUGGAAUUCUUCAACAGUUUCCAGGGAAUACCAUCACCAUUAUCAAGUAAACUGCAGUGGGAUUAUCCAAGGGGACCCCUUAUCCCUGGAAAGAUCAAAGUCGAUCCUCACUUGGACAAAUGUCGAAGGACGAACGCCAAUGCCUUCGGAUGAGGUAGUUGCAACGUGGACGCGCAACUGUGAUUAUUACAGGACUAACCGGAAGUACCCAACCGAGGCAAUGUCACUUGAAGAAUUUGACUUUCCCCUAGCCUAUAUACUGCUUGUGCACAAGGACGCAGCGCAAGUGGAGAGGCUGCUCCGGUCCAUCUAUCAUCCGCAGAAUGUGUACUGCUUCCACGUGGAUGCCAAUGCGGACGACGAUUUUGGCACAGCGAUCCUUGGAAUGUCCCGUUGCUUUGACAAUGUCUUUAUAGCUUCAAAACUUGAGAGAGUCCAGUACAGGGGAUUCUCUCGUCUUCAGGCGGAUAUCAACUGCAUGGAAGAUCUAGCAUCCUGGAGUGGAUCUCGCUGGAAGUAUGUUAUCAAUCUAUGUGGUCAAGACUUUCCUUUGAAAACUAACCUGGAGAUUGUCCACCAGGUGAAAGCCUAUGGAAGUUAUAAUGAUAUCCCUGGUGUAUAUCCGAAACAAACUGAAUGGUUUGUUAACCGGACCCGGAACCACCAUCGCGUGGUAAAUGGAAAGUUGCAGAUCACAGGAAUCGUAAAACCUCCACCACCUCGCAAUGCUAAAAUAUACUUUGGAAAUGCUUACUAUGUCGCCAGCAGACGAUUCGUGGAAUUCAUUCUCAACAACAGAACUGCUAAGGAGUUGUUAUAUUAUCUCGAAGAUACGAACAGUCCGGAUGAGCACUACUGGGUCACCAUGAGUCGUUUCCCGGAUGCACCAGGCGGAUAUCCGUACUCGUCAUGGCGAUCCUCCGCUCGAUUUAUCCGGUGGACCGUGUCGGAUGAACAUCCGCCCUGCAUCGGAAAGUACGUACGGCAAGUCUGUGUUAUUGGGUCCGGAUAUCUACCUUAUGUUACCAGUCUACCGCAUUUAUUUGUAAACAAAUUGAAUUAUGAUUACGAUCCGAUUUCGUUGCAAUGUCUAGAGGAGAUUAUGGAUUACCGGACAUUAUUUCCCAAUGCAUUAGCUGAUUUCGUUCCGGUUUACCCGUUAUAUGACUUAUUUCCAAAUAACCCGCAGACAGAAAAACAACAAUAUUAGUGAAAGCAACGAAGGGCACUGGUUUUCCCUUUUUCUCUUUUAAUUGCCCUGAUUACAACCAGCCGUUCUGCUUUGAAUCUGCGGCAUAUUUUGCAAGAAAGCUGAAGGCACCGAUCCCACUCAUUUCCAUGAGUGCGCAGAACAAAAAAUAAUAUUGAACAUACGUUACGUUUGGCCAAGUAUUUUUUUAAAAUGCAAGUGAUACGCAUGGCCAUCGUACAUCUUGCAGGUACUUCUUACGUCCAACGCAGAUACGACCUGAGAAGGUCACUUGGACGCACCCUACUGUUUAAAGUUGCACCUUGAUUCUGCUAAGCACAUGCGGGGCUAUUGAAUCCUGGGUCCCGCAAAGUUACUUUGCCAUCCAAUGAUAUCUUCUAUGGAAUUCUUAAAUUGAUUGCCUGUUGAGCAGUGUUGCCAUUGUAGUUACAAUUGGAUGGUAAACAGGUAAAGGAGCUUAAAAUAAUAGUAGUUGUCAUGCAAGGGGACCCCGGAUGUUUGGUGUAUACAAAUAUAUCAGGCUUUUAGUUAGUGCAGCGGGAAUCAUUUGCCCAAGGAUUGACUGGCAAUUACUAUUUCUUUUAGAUUGAAAAAAAAAAACAUACGGGUCAUAGGACGAGGUUUACAGUCGGCCUAUCUGCGAUCAGCUGUGAAUAGGGUCCUGGUUCGUAAACACUUGUUAUGAUAAAAAUUUCGAAUUUUUCCAUUACAAAAUUGACGGAAAGAAAGUUUCAAAAGAGCAGUUACAGAAACAUUGAGAUAAUCAAAUGAAUAAUAUUUGAAGGAUUCCAGUAGCUUUAAAAUGUUAUUGGAAAUAUGUUCUCAUAACGAGAUUUAUGAAAGGGCCCGUGGCUUCCAAGCAUAUCUUUUGUAGGUAUUUGUUCAAGUUUGUAAGGUGUCGGUAAUUAACUGUUCAUUAAAAGUGAUUAUGUGAAAA
Molecule: messenger RNA, 2779 nt
Organism: Lytechinus pictus (painted urchin)
Lineage: Eukaryota; Metazoa; Echinodermata; Echinoidea; Temnopleuroida; Toxopneustidae
Product: beta-1,3-galactosyl-O-glycosyl-glycoprotein beta-1,6-N-acetylglucosaminyltransferase-like
Exons: 1
Coding region: 304-1842 (512 amino acids)
Cellular component (GO): membrane
Molecular function (GO): acetylglucosaminyltransferase activity
Source: RefSeq, a predicted model, not a curated record